UAUGAAGUUUCCAUAUCUCCUUCCUUCAAACGAAGCCUCCCUCCACUAUAAAUACUUCAUUCUCUGAAUCUAAAUUUCAUCACCCAAUAACCAUAAACAACAAUACAUACAGCCUGUGAUUUCCGAUCUAUUCAUUACCCUUUUUGUGGUUUUGAAUCCUAAAAUGGCGUCUAGAGUUCUUGUUUCUUGCCCCUCAAGAUUCUUGUUCUUGAUGCUCUCUCUGUUAGUGAGUUGCUUUGCCGUGGCCUUUGCGGGUAACUUCCAAAGGGAUGUUCAGAUAACUUGGGGAGAUGGCCGAGGAAAGAUUCUCGAUAACGGGAAUCUUCUCGCUCUCUCGCUCGACCAAUUCUCCGGUUCGGGAUUCCAGUCCAAGAACGAGUUUCUAUAUGGAAAGGUCGAGGCGCAGAUAAAGCUUGUUCCCGGUAACUCUGCUGGUACAGUCACCACUUUCUAUCUGAAAUCCCCGGGAUCGACAUGGGAUGAGAUCGACUUCGAGUUCUUGGGCAACCUCAGUGGCCAUCCCUACACUCUACACACCAAUGUCUACACACAAGGCAAAGGAGACAAAGAACAACAGUUCCAUCUCUGGUUCGACCCGACAGCGGAUUUCCACACUUACUCCAUCACUUGGAAUCCCCAGAGAAUCAUAUUCACAGUGGACGGGAUCCCGAUAAGAGAGUUCAAGAACUUCGAAUCGAUCGGAGUACCGUUCCCGAAGAACCAACCGAUGAGGCUAUACGCGAGCCUUUGGGAAGCGGAUGAGUGGGCCACAAGAGGAGGUCUCGUCAAGACAGACUGGUCGCAUGCUCCUUUCACGGCUUCUUACAGGAACUACAACGAGAACGGAUGCGUCUGGUCCAACGGAAGAUCGUCUUGCCCGGCUAACUCGCCCGGUUCACGCCCUGGCGGUGCCUGGUUCUCGCAAGAACUCGAUUUCAGGGGCAAGAACAGGGUCAAAUGGGUGCAGAGGAGGUACAUGGUUUAUAAUUAUUGCACCGACAAGAAGAGGUUUCCUCAAGGUGCUCCUCGUGAGUGCAACAUGUCUUGA
Tarenaya hassleriana is the source of this 1048-nucleotide messenger RNA. RefSeq names its product xyloglucan endotransglucosylase/hydrolase protein 20-like. Gene Ontology annotation, biological process: cell wall biogenesis; xyloglucan metabolic process. NCBI's taxonomy places the organism in Eukaryota, Viridiplantae, Streptophyta, Magnoliopsida, Brassicales, Cleomaceae. Gene Ontology annotation, cellular component: apoplast; cell wall. Gene Ontology annotation, molecular function: hydrolase activity, hydrolyzing O-glycosyl compounds; xyloglucan:xyloglucosyl transferase activity. The record is from RefSeq and is a predicted model, not a curated record. The coding region runs from base 164 to 1048 and encodes 294 amino acids. The transcript is spliced from 3 exons.